This is a messenger RNA of Armigeres subalbatus, 1124 nucleotides long. RefSeq lists its product as uncharacterized. The coding region runs from base 114 to 692 and encodes 192 amino acids. NCBI's taxonomy places the organism in Eukaryota, Metazoa, Arthropoda, Insecta, Diptera, Culicidae. The transcript is spliced from 3 exons. The record is from RefSeq and is a predicted model, not a curated record.
AAACCGAUUCGGACGAUGAACCGUCGACACCCGUACCCCCAAUUCCACAAAUCCGACAAAUCCACCUGAAAACCGAUCGCACAUCGAGUCCAAAGGUUGUUCUCGUUUCCGAUAUGGAAUCGCUCCAACAGCAGCGCCAGCACCAUUUAUCGGGAAGUGCGGUUGCCAGUACAAGCACCUAUCACAACGAUCACCAGAACCAGCACCACCAGCUCCAUCGUCGCAGCGCUACUUGCCGACCUGAGUUCAUCAACAGUUCAAUUCGCAUAAAAGGCGACGAAUUGUCGCAGUCUGCUUCAUCUCCUUUGAUGAGCAGCCUAUCGAAGGAAAUACACGGCCUGGACAGCCAACGGUCUAGCCACUGUCCGGUGGUACGGGAGGGUCCCGCGCUGGGUUGCAAUUUCUGCUGGAACACAAGGAGGAUACUGCGACGGAAAACCAAGUACCACUGUCCCGAGUGCCAUACGAACUUGUGCAUUGCGCCCUGCUUCCAGGAGUAUCACGAACGACAAUCGGCGGAGAACCCUGCCCCCACCAGCAACGACAGCGGAAGCGCCUGUGUGUAUGGUGUAGGUGGAUUGUUCAUUCUGCCAAAAACGUACGAACGUUCAUUCUGCCAAAAAUUACUCGCACCGCCAUUAUCUUUUUACAAACUGUUUGCCCAGCCUAAUUCAAUCAAGCGCACAACAUGAAAAAAAACGAAUCUACAGUAAAAGCCAAAAGCACCGUUAUACGUCAUGAACCCGGAUACCUGCUUUUGCGCCCUCUAAAAGUGUCCCGUAAAGAAAACUAAUACGGCCUCCACUGUGCUAAGUUUGUCCACAAGAACAGACAGAACUUGUCGUUCUCGAAAACGGACGUUAAAAUCAUCUAACGGAAAAAUCACGACGGAAACUCCGGCACGCAAAAUCUCUGAUUGUUAAGGUGAGACCGUUAUUUGUAAUAAUUUAAUUAUAUAUUCAAUACCCUCAUGGGGGUGACAAUGGGUCUGGGGGUGAGAAUGGGUCAUCGCUCUUACCGACAGCCUGGAGGUCGGAUUACAAAAUCGUUCAAAAAGGUCUCUUAUAUUUUAGUUUUCUCUCCCACAGAUAUAUUCAACCUGUUCUACAAGCAUUCUUAGUAGU